Molecule: messenger RNA, 3302 nt
Organism: Spizellomyces punctatus DAOM BR117
Lineage: Eukaryota; Fungi; Chytridiomycota; Chytridiomycetes; Spizellomycetales; Spizellomycetaceae
Exons: 5
Coding region: 128-3097 (989 amino acids)
Biological process (GO): protein autophosphorylation; phosphorelay signal transduction system
Molecular function (GO): phosphorelay sensor kinase activity; histidine phosphotransfer kinase activity
Source: RefSeq, a predicted model, not a curated record
CAAGGGCGCGUAGCCGAGGGUCAGGGUUGGCAGAGUCAAGGGUUUUCCCGUGCUGCGUCCCUUUGUUCGCGCUCUGGCCUUUGGUCUUCAUAACCACGGUGUUUGUCCACUCCUCCUUUUACCAACAAUGAUGCCUUCAAGAGGCAUCCAUUUCAAAUACAGAGAUCGGCUAGGGAAAAUAGUGCGAAAACUCAAGGCAUUACAUUUACCUGCAUCCCUGCCUUCCGAGUCGUACCUAGUCGAUUUGACGUCCUCUGAAUCCACACCCCCCGCUCCGCGAGACCCAAAUAAACCCCGCGGCUCGCUGGACGAGGACGAAGAACCUGCUGAUGAGAUCAUUGUUGACUCACUAUUGCUUCCUGCUGCUGUAUCCACAACUGGCAGCCGUAGACAGUCUUCAAUGGCCAGCAGCGUAAAGGAAGCACCGGUACAAGAAGAUAACUACGACACAGAUCCCGGGUGGUCGGAAAUCAGUCAAAGUAGUACCAGGGCUGUCAGAACGUGGUUUGUGAGAACGAUGCGGUUUGGAAUGUGGCCAAAGAUAAAAAACUACUUUGAUCUAUCGUUCGAUGACGAAAGUGUGGAAAGACACUAUCAAAAAGAGAAUUGGUACAUGCGCAAACCACUGGCUCUGAUGGCUGCUUUGUUUAUUCUACUAUCAUGGAUACUUGCUCUCGGCCUGAUUCCCCGCCCUUGGAACACCUACGAUAUGUACUCAUACAUUGGCAUUGUCGGCUUCUUCUCCCUCUUGAUUCCAAUACUGGUCGUCUUUGAUGUACCCCGAUAUCGCUAUGCAUCAUGGCAAAUAUUUUUGCUCUUUACAUGUUGGAGUUGGCCCGUUGUAUUUGCAGUCGAAAUGAAACUGUGCGACUUCUUUGACAUUGAUAAAACGGGAGGGCUUGGGGGCGGCGCGUGCGGAAACAAAGACUUCUUCACCACGCUUUAUUAUGCUGCCGCAUAUCCCGUUCUGGCACUGUUUGCAUUGAGACAAACCCGGCUGUGGGCAAUGAUAGGGUCGCUUGGAUAUUGUGUUUGCUUGGGCGUGACUAUCGUACCUGAUCGAGCAUCCUGGGUCAGGAAUCUUUUGGUCUAUUUCACCUUUAUGAUCUUCAUCAAUAUUAUGAGCCAUUCACAGGAGCGUAUUGAUCGGCGGAUGUUCCUUAUACGCGAUCAACUCAAAUUUCAAUAUCGAGCUACACAAAGGGCCCAGCAUCUCGAGCACAAGGCAGCCGAUAGCAAAAAGCGAUUUGUAUCAUACAUAUUUCAUGAGGUCCGAGUACCGUUGAAUUCCGCAUUGCUAGCCAUUCAGAAUUUGGCGGGGGAAGGCGUUUUCAAGUCUUGCGAUAAAGAUCAACGCGAAAUGGUUGACGCUCUCACCGGAAGUCUUGGGAUGAUGGCCAAAGUUCUGAACGAUGUCCUAGACUUCAAUCGCAUGGAAGACGGCAAACUAGCUUGCACCCAUAACCCCUUUGAUUUUCACAAAGUGGUCCGCUCGAUCUUUGUCAGUGCUCGUGCUGUCGCAGAGAAUCGUGGCGUCAAUUUGGUCACCGAACUGGAUGAGCGCAUUGAUAAACUAUGCGAGAGCAAGGUUGUGAUAGGCGACGAGAUGCGGUUGCGGCAGGUUUUGUCAAAUCUCACAUCCAAUGCGUGUAAAUUCACCAACUCGGGUGGGACUGUAAAGAUCUUGACGCGGCUCUUAUACCCGACCGAAGGCGGCCAUCUUUCUGUUCCCACCGACACACAUAAAAGCCCUAGUAUUCGCGAUGAUGGAGAGAGUGUGCAAUCGCACCGGAUUGACAUCGAGGAUCUCGAUCCGAUAAAUAACCCUAACGUGACCAUUAUCCGCAUGGAGGUGCAUGACACUGGAGUCGGUAUACGUCGCUGCGAGUUGAUCGAUAACCGCCUCUUUUCACCGUAUGUCCAAACGGAAGAGGGUAGACGACAAGGGGGUAAAGGCACAGGACUGGGCUUGGCGUUAGUUCGCCACAUUGUAAAGCUGUCAGGUGGAAGGUUGGGCGUUCAAAGUCGACUUGGCGUUGGAAGUGUGUUUUGGGUAGAAUUACCACUGGGACUGCAAGAUCGGUCAACUCCAGUUGAAGAACUUAGUUGUUUUAUACCCACCUUGGUACCUCCAAACUUUGGCGGCACCACCGAAUCUGUAGACGAUCCUGAGAUGUCAUCGGCAUCCAAACCUGACUCGAAAUCAUGGAAAAAGGUGCGAGUGAUUGUGGAUAAGGAGGAGCGACUUGAGCCAUAUCUACCAGCUUUAGCCGGAAUGGGAUCGAUUUCGGAAGGAGAAGGCAUAGACAUCAAGCAGCCGUACUCUGAUGACUCUGGGAAGGAGAUUGAGACAAAUGGCACAUCCUAUAGAGGGAAAACUUCGUCAAACAUCCACGAAGAAGUUCGCGUUCCGGUAAAUGGAGAGGAUGUGGUGGUUGUUAUCACCGGUUCCGAGGAGACAGAGAAGGGUAUUGAGCUCGAAAGGAUAAGACGAGUAGACGAGCCACCGAUUCCCGAACCAUCCUCAGCAACAAUCGAUACAAAAGCUUCUCCGCCUGCAACCGCCGAACCCAGAGAUCCAGAAAAGCCCGAAGAAACGCGCAAACUUAAUCUUCUUGUGGUCGAUGAUGACAGAAUCACCCGCCGUUUAAUGUCCCGCCUUCUCUCUCGCCUCGGCCAUAAAGUGGAAACAGCCGAAGACGGCAGCAUCGCUCUAAAGAAGUUGACGAGCUCCUUUGAAGAAGGCGGUGGACCCCCCUUUGAUUUGAUCUUCCUGGACAACCAAAUGCCUAUAAUGACAGGUGUAGAAUGCAUUCAACAUAUUCGAGAUAAGGGGAUAAUGGUAUGGGCUUGUGGCGUUACUGGAAACGCAAUGCGAGAAGAUCAAGACGAAUUUUAUGAUGCUGGAAUUGAUCGUGUUUUGACCAAACCAGUUCAAGAAAAAGACGUCCGGGAAAUGAUCGACAUUGUCCUCAACCUUCGCGAACCCGAUAACGGCGUGUUGACUUGGCGAAAAAAGCUGGUCAGAACACCUACUGGUAGUAGCAAAACGGACCAAGACUCUACGAAGCAAAAAGGGAGUGGAAAGGUCUCAUGAUUUAUAAUUUCGGCACAAGCACUAUUAUAUGAUGGGGGUUUCGUUUUCGUUUUCUUUUGUAAAUAGGUUUGUUAUCCCGCUGUAUACAGCGAGCGCAGAUGUUUCGUAAGUGAUGUUCCAUUUGGUUUUAAAGAUUAUUAUAGAUGUUUGACGAGUGAAUAAAUAUAAGUUAUGAUUCUGUCCCGAUCGCGGGCAGACAUGCAGA